This is a messenger RNA of Megalopta genalis, 2455 nucleotides long. RefSeq names its product Inosine-5'-monophosphate dehydrogenase ras (gene ras). The record is from RefSeq and is a predicted model, not a curated record. Gene Ontology annotation, cellular component: cytoplasm. Gene Ontology annotation, biological process: GTP biosynthetic process. Gene Ontology annotation, molecular function: IMP dehydrogenase activity. NCBI's taxonomy places the organism in Eukaryota, Metazoa, Arthropoda, Insecta, Hymenoptera, Halictidae.
UGUACGCACGUUGAUUUCGGUCAUUUCGCCUGGUGAUUCCGAGCGGGUAACUACGGUGGAAUUGCCGUCGAAACAUUUGUGCCAAAAGAACGUGAGCGGCGAUUCACUCGUACGCUAGUUGCGUUUAUCAAUUAUAAUUUUAACGAAUUUUCAAAAGAAAGACCCGAAAUAAUUAAAAAAUCGUACAGAAUGGCAGACUAUAUGAUCGGCAAUACGAAACCGGCGGACGUACCAUUACCGGAUGACGGACUUUCAGCAACACAAUUGUUUGCCAACGGUGACGGUCUUACGUACAACGAUUUCAUUAUUUUACCGGGCUACAUAGACUUUACCGCCGACGAAGUUGAAUUAGUGUCGCCUUUGACCAAGAGAAUUCUCCUCAAGGCACCGCUUGUUUCAUCUCCCAUGGACACAGUUACAGAAUCCGAUAUGGCUAUUGCCAUGGCACUUUGCGGCGGAAUCGGUAUUAUACAUCACAAUUGCACACCUGAGUACCAAUCCAACGAGGUGCACAAGGUGAAAAAGUAUAAACAUGGAUUCAUUAGAGACCCACUUGUUCUGUCACCUCAUCAUACAGUCAGUGAUGUUUUGAAUGUCAAGUCUGAGCAUGGUUUUUGUGGUGUCCCUAUCACAGAUACGGGCAAAGUUGGGGGUAAAUUGUUGGGUAUUGUCACAUCUAGGGAUAUUGACUUUUUAGAGAGUUCUCCAAAUCAGCAGUUAACAAAAUUAGAAACAAUUAUGACAAAAUUAGAGAAUUUGAUCACAGCAACUGCUGGUGUAACGCUGCAAGAAGCAAAUGUAAUCCUUGAGAAAUCUAAGAAGGGAAAGCUUCCGAUUGUUAACGACAAAGGAGAACUAGUAUCUCUGAUGGCAAGGACUGAUCUGAAGAAAAAUCGGAGUUACCCAAAUGCUAGUAAAGAUGAAAAUAAACAAUUGUUAGUUGGUGCGGCCAUUGGCACACGUAAUUCUGAUAAACAGAGGUUGCAACUUCUUGCUGUAGCAGGUGUUGAUGUAAUUGUUCUGGAUUCCUCUCAGGGCAAUUCUAAAUACCAGAUUGACAUGAUUAAGUACAUUAAGUCAGAAUAUCCUGAGUUGCAAGUGAUUGCUGGAAAUGUUGUAACUACUUCACAAGCUAAAAAUCUUAUAGAAGCUGGUGCUGAUGCCUUACGUGUUGGAAUGGGCUCUGGCUCUAUUUGCAUAACUCAGGAAGUUAUGGCUGUUGGUAGACCUCAAGCAACUGCUGUAUAUAAAGUCUCGGAGUACGCAAGAAGAUUUGGAGUACCCGUUAUAGCAGAUGGUGGCAUUCAAUCCAUUGGUCACAUCAUUAAAGGCCUAAGUUUGGGGGCUAGUACUGUUAUGAUGGGAUCUUUGUUGGCUGGAACUUCAGAAGCGCCAGGUGAAUAUUUCUUUAGCGAUGGUGUGCGUCUUAAAAAGUACAGAGGAAUGGGUUCUUUGGAAGCCAUGAAUAGAAAAGAUGCACAUGGUUCUGCAAUGGAUAGAUAUUUCCAUAACGAAAUGGACAAAAUGAAGGUAGCCCAAGGUGUUAGUGGUUCAAUAGUAGACAAAGGAACUGUUUUAAAAUUCUUGCCUUAUUUGCAAUGUGGAAUUAAACAUGGAUGUCAAGAUAUAGGAGCUAGAUCUAUUUCUGCUUUACGAACCAUGAUGUACAGUGGGGAUUUGAAAUUUGAAAGGAGAACACAUUCUGCUCAGCAAGAGGGAAAUGUUCAUGGUCUUUUUUCAUAUGAAAAACGACUGUUUUAAUUAGGUAGAUAUUACAUGAGCAACUUGAAAAGGUACCUGCAUUUAAUUGCAUAUAAUUUGUCAAUUUUGAAGAACUGGUUGUCGAAUUGUAUGAUGUUAUGAAAUUGUUUACCAGAAGCCAGACUAUUCAUAUUUUAGCAAAAGGAAAGUCCUUUCUUAAUAGUGGACAAGUGAAAUGUAUUUUAUGAUUAUUAUACAUAACACACUUCAUUUUUAAUUUUAACUAGAAUUCUAUGUAUAAAAUGUUUUACCAUGUACUUACAUGACUUUGUUUGAAGUAUGAGUAUGUAUUUCAUACAUAUACAUGUGUACAGGAAAUAGUACGCGAUUUAUUUUUGGAGAAAGUAGACUAUCUAUGGAAGUAUGAAAUUCUGUAAAGAAUUUAAGUUACCUACUGUCUCGAAUGUUUCAAAAAAUUGUCAUAUAUUCAGUUUACAAAUUACAUAAUACUACAGCUACUACUCUAUGCAAAAACAAAUUGUAACUGUACAGUAUCAAGAUAUUUUUUCUUGCUGCAUUCACUGUACCUGAUUUAUACUUCAAAAAAUGUAUAAUUAUUAAGGAGCCUCUAAAAUUGCUAAUUAAAAUUUCUAAUGAAAUCCUAUUUUAUUAUCUAUAACUCCGAAAUUUUAUACUGAUAUUGUUAAAAUAAAUUGUAUAUUUGAAAUAAACCCAUUACUAACGUUGAAAGGUA